AUGUUUUCAGAGAAAAUGAUCUCAUCAGAUUGCUCCAAAAUGGCAGAAUUUGCCACAUCCAGAGCUCUACAAGCAUCUCUUGGGUUAAACUUGAUAAUCGUCAUAUUUGCCAUACCAAACAUUGUCUACAGUAUGGUUUUUAUUGCAACAAAGCAUGUAUUUCACUUAAACACUCAACUUCAAAUACUUGUUCCUCUUUUUGGUCUUUUGCUACAUUCAAUUGGAAGACUCGGCCUACAUUCAACUGAUCUUGUUGCGUAUUUCGGAAAUUGGCAGGACCCAUGUGAAAUUAUACCGAAUUUUUAUAGGUGCCUCAUACUUCGUGGAUUCUAUAAUGUCGGCCUGGCAUUGUCCUCAAUGUGCUCCGUGGCGCUGGUUAUCGAGAGGAUUGUUGCCUUAAAGUACUCGAUAACUUAUGAGUAUUGUGGACAAUUUUUUGGAGUGCUUCUAGUGUUUUUGCAGAUUUUUCUAGCCACAUGCUACUUAUUCAGCAUGUACUUCCACGCAGCUUUCACACCUGGGGACCAGAAGCUAUAUUACUGUCAGACAAUUGCUUCGUCAACUGGAUCCGUGUGGUUUGUCAUUGCUCCGUUGUAUGCAGUUAUGAUUGGCCAAAUUGCCUCAAGAAUAGUUUUUGAACUUUUAUUGAGGAAGAACAAGGCCUUACGAAACUCGGUGAGCCUUUCCCUGUCCACUCGCUUCAACUUGGACCAAAGUAUUCGUUCCCUUCGGGCUCUGAAACUUCUGGUCAACUGCAACACCUUGGUUUUUGCCACUUUAUCAGUGGUCACAACAACUCUUCACUUCAAUUCUUCGUCUUUGUCCAAGCCAAAUUAUAUUGCGUUGGUGGAAGCUGUCCACAUUCUUCCUCUCUACGGUAUCGCAGUUUCUGUCGGAGUCUAUCAGAUAACUCGUACCUGCCGAGCAUUGUGCCGACAGCUGUUUUGA
Messenger RNA from Caenorhabditis elegans, 948 nucleotides. It is a transcript of the gene srab-23, whose product is annotated as G protein-coupled receptor. The transcript is spliced from 6 exons. The record is from RefSeq and is marked reviewed. Lineage: Eukaryota; Metazoa; Nematoda; Chromadorea; Rhabditida; Rhabditidae. Bases 1 to 948 code for a protein of 315 amino acids. Gene Ontology annotation, cellular component: membrane.